This is a messenger RNA of Ciona intestinalis (vase tunicate), 2636 nucleotides long. The record is from RefSeq and is a predicted model, not a curated record. NCBI's taxonomy places the organism in Eukaryota, Metazoa, Chordata, Ascidiacea, Phlebobranchia, Cionidae.
UGUUGCCAUCAUCUAAUAUUACUUACAGUAUUUUACUGUGGGUAAUGGUUGUCAUUAUAGAGGUUGCAUUUGUCGUGGUUUUGUUUUCAAGAAAAGAUAUAAAGUUAGGAGCUGCUGUUAUGGUAAAAACAAGUCAAGUAUUGUAGAAACAGCAUUAGAAUAUAAUAAGUUGAGUUAAAUUUGUUUGUGUUUUGACAGACAGGUUAAAUAUAACAAUAUUCUUUGCUUUACUCUACAUUGUAGUUGUGUUUAAGCAACCCAGGUUUAAAAUAAGGAUCUUUAUUUAAACAAUGGAACAAGUUGAUGUUGACGACAUAGAGGAGCACGAUGGUGAGGUGAUUGUAGAUGCAGCCGAACCAAUCAACAGGGAACACAAAUCCUCAUUCCUACCAAAGUCUGUCCUUCAACUUACCAAGUUUAAUCGAGCGAAAGUUGCCGACACAUCGUCAACAACGAGUACAUCGGCCCCACAAACCCCCACAGAUGGUGAUGUCACAAACCCCAUGGAUGACUCGCAUGCAACCCUUGGUGUGGAGAAGGAAAUCAACUCAGUCGUUCGAUCGCGGUCGCUAGAAAAUUAUUAUCGCGAACAAUUAGAUCGAAACGAUCACAAGAAGUCGUUCAAAGCUCGGUUGUUCGGGAGCACCACAGCCCUACCUACCAUAUCCGCCCCGAGCUUUUUGAGAAGGAGGAAUGUUCAUGAUGAAUGCGAUGAAGGGGGAGGCUUGAAGUUGAAUAAGAGGAAGCAACGGAUGAAGGGAGAUGUGACAGCGGAUGUGGAGUUUAUGUGGCAGCCAUCGACGACCCGGGAGCCGAGGUCGAGCAUGGACAGCGUGCAUCAGGCAAAAACAAACGAAAUCCAACCGAUUGUUGCCCCAUUAUUGAUGACAACUGCUUCAGAUGUAUCGUACGACGCAGUAGAUGGGUCACCCGGUGUUAGCGAGGCGCAACGUAACAGACAACUUGUCGAACAUAUUCAACAAAAAAUAUUAAAGAUCAGUGAAGCCAUCAAACUUGAGCAAUCCACGCGCGAUGAAAACGUGGGCGAUUAUUUAAAGUUGGCUGGCAAUGCUGAUAAACAACAAGUAGCGAGGAUAAAAAGUGUCUUCGAGAAAAAGAAUCAAAAAUCCAACGCAGCCAUAGCACAGCUAAAGAAGAAGUUCGACACGUACCAUCGUAGAUUGCGCGAGAUCGAAUCAAGCGGGGCCGUGGGUCGUCAGAGUAAAUCGUUACGGGAUGUCGGGGCAAACUUACGUGACUUCUCGGGUGGGGUGGUGGAUAGUGUGAAGGGGGGGCUGUCGGGGUUGCAACAGGCAACGCAGAAUGCUGCUGGAGCGAUCGCUUCCAAACCCAAGGACCUCGCUUCGAAGUUGAAGAAUAAAUUUGGAAGCGCGGAUAAUUUAUCCUCGUUAAAAUAUGAGGAGGGUGGUUUGGAAGACACUUCACUAGACUACCGUUACACGAGCGCAGACGACGUUAGUUCCACUUCCUCCAUUGAUAUCGGGCUGUCAAUCAACCACGACGAGCAUGUUGUGCAUAACUCUAUAUUAUCGGGACCCGACAGCCCACAUAGUGGAUUAAGGAGAGUCGACCCACAAUAUAUGCAAGCCAUCAUCAACCAAGUAGCUGGAGUGAAGUCAGAUCUUGUGAGCACCCAGGUGGCUCACCAGCAGUUUGAGGUGGAGUGGGAAGAUUGGAAACGAUUGGAACAAAAUACGAUCGACCUUCUUACAAGGUCGCUACAAGAGGAAAGAUUCAGAUGCGAGCGAUUAGAGGUUCAAUUAAACGACUUGACUGAACUCCACCAACGUGAAGUUACCAACCUUAAACAGGAGUUGUUUAGUAUGGAGGAGAAAGUGGAGUAUCAUGCUAGUGAGAGAGCAAGGGAUAUGCAGGAAGCGAUAGAAAGUUGCCAAACCAGGUUGGCGAAAAUGGAACUCCAGCAACAACAAUUGGUAUCAGUUGAUGGAUUGGAGAACGCUACAGCUCGAGCUUUAUUGGGAAAGCUGAUUAAUUUGUUGUUGUCAGUGAUGGCUGUGUUGUUGGUGCUAGUGUCAACUGUUUCAGGGUUGCUUAAACCACUCACCAAGUCCCCGGUACGCGUCAUAUCAACUGUGGUAGUCAUCAUCUCAAUUAUCAUCGCUUAUAAAACCUGGGAUACGAUACCUAUGAUGUCAUCGAUGAUGUCAUCAAGAUAACAAGAGCUCCUCUAGUGUUGGAACUCCAUGCACUCGUCAAGCGGCGUAGAUUAAUUCAUCAUAAUUCAAACAACAUCCACAUAAUAUUAGGGAUGGCUCUUCUUGGUGAAAAUGGGGUUUUGUGAAAAUUAUUCCCUGAUGAGGUCUUGCUGUACGGCAGAUGAAACGUUGGUGCAAUUAUGUUAAGGUUUUUACCAGAAGAGUUAUUUCAUCCAUCAUGCCUGGUAGUAACAGCAGCUAAACAUUCAACAUAACAUAGCAGUAACUUUACUAACUGUGUGCGCUGUAUAACAGACCAGCCAUAUUUUACUUUAUUAACACUGUGACCAUGUGGCUAUUUUAAAUUUGCAAUUGACAAAGUGCAAAUCACGUAUUACUAGUGAUUGAGGUACUUGCCUGUAGUUAUUGAUGUCACUAAUAAAGCAAUUAAACUACCUA